AUGCCGGUCGCGACGAGCGCGCCGUCGAAGAAGAAGCGGCUCGCGAAGACGACGAAGACGAAAGAUGCCCGCGCGCCGACGAGGCCGCGCGUCAGCCCAAAGGUGCGACGCGCGCGCGUCCUCGCGUCGACGCCCAUUUUAGAUCUCGCCCCAAUCGUCGCGUUCGGCGACGUCGGUCUCGUCCUCCGCGCGUCGUCCCGUCGUCGCCGACCCCUUCGUUCCCACCACCGCUCCCACUCACGCCGUCGCCAGCGCGCGAUGUCUGGCCUGAGAAGCGCGGCCGCGACGUCGCCGGCGCUCACCGCGCUGAGCUCGACGAUCGAGCGGAAGCGAGACGCGUUUCGCGCGAUGGAGAUCCGAUGCGCGGCGCAAAACGCAAACGCGCCGCCACCGGGGACGACGCUGACGGGCGCGCCCCGGCCGGGGGGGCGGUCCGUCCCGUCUUCUUCCUCCCCGCGCGCGCCGCCGUCGCCGAUGAUACGCGGGACGAAGUCGAUGCCGAUCCCGGCCGGGUGCUCCUCCUCUGCGUACCGCGCGAGCCUGUUGCCGAAGCGGAGUACGCGCGCGGCGGCGGCGGCGGGGACGCGCGCGGGUAGAGGGAAAAACGCGCGGCGCGGCGGAGGCGGGAAGCGCGCGACGCUCGCGCCGCCGGGGCGCGCGCGCGCGCGCGAGGAGGAGGGCGGUGCCGGCGGCGCGGAGACGCCGGCGGCGGCGGCGGCGGCGGAUUACGACGCGCAGCUGGCGGCGGCGGCGGAGGCGCUCGCGGCGAACGUCGUCGCCGCCGCGGCGGCGGCGUGCGCGAUGGAGUCACGAGUGGUGACCGAGGAAUCACCGCGCGCGAUCGAGGCGGCGGCUGAAGUGCGAGUGCGAGCGCGCGAGUCGAGCGACGAGACAGAGAAAGAGGAAGAGAUGGAAGAGGAGGAGGAGGACGCCGACGCCGACGCCGACGCCGACGCCGACGCCGGCUGCGCGUCGGACGGCGCCUCCCGCGACGCGUGGCCGAGGCCUUCCACGCCCCCCCCGCGCGCCUCGAUGACGCUCCACGAGCGCGAAGCGCUCCUGCGGUGCGUCAGCGAUACCCCACCGGACCGGGAAGACGUCGAACUCUACGCGCUGUACUUGGGCAUGGACCUCGAGCGGGACGAGGAUCUGCUGUUCGUCGCGGAGUGGGCGCUGCUCGCGCCGCCGCCGCCCGGGUGGAGCGAACACGUCGACGGCUCGGGGAGGGAGUUUUACCACCACGCCGCCACGGGGAGGAGCUCGUACGAGCAUCCGAUGGACGAUACGUACAGGGAGCACUACGCGUGGGUCAAGGCGAGGCGAGCGCGGGGGGUGAAGUGA
Micromonas pusilla CCMP1545 is the source of this 1341-nucleotide messenger RNA. RefSeq lists its product as uncharacterized. The record is from RefSeq and is a predicted model, not a curated record. Gene Ontology annotation, molecular function: protein binding. Lineage: Eukaryota; Viridiplantae; Chlorophyta; Mamiellophyceae; Mamiellales; Mamiellaceae. The transcript has a single exon. Bases 1 to 1341 code for a protein of 446 amino acids.